Molecule: messenger RNA, 954 nt
Organism: Pedinophyceae sp. YPF-701
Lineage: Eukaryota; Viridiplantae; Chlorophyta; Pedinophyceae
Source: the annotation of a GenBank genome assembly
AUGCGUCGUGUGUUGGGGUACAGCCCACUAGCCCCCCUGACGGGGUCGUACUCGAAUGCGCUCCCCCUACCGUGGUCGACAGGCGCGGUCCGAGAAAGCGCUCCCCUGCGCGUGACAGUGCGGCCCAGUAGCGCAACAGACGCGGCAGUCACUCAAUCUCCCGGGGGGCGGUUGCACGCGCUGCCGAGCGCGCCCACGGGGCGCAGCGCGCUGCACAGGCCGUUCUCCUACUCGCUAGAUCGUCGUCACUCAACCGCGCGCCGCGCAGAACGGCUUUAUCCAUGUUGGGUGCUGCCGCUGCAGGUGCACGAGGCGUACACGAAGGGCUCGGCCACCGCGUGCAAGGCCUUGGCCGAGGCGAAGUCGCAGUGGCGAAGCCUCUCUUCGCAAGCGCAUGAGCGAGCCGCACAGUUCAUGAACACCGGGGCGGCGCACGCCUCGCAGGCCGAGGAGGCGUUCUUCAGCACGGUCAAGGAGAAGUUGCUGGAGGUCACGGCCCAGUACCCCACGGAAGCAGCGGUUGCAGGAGGCAUGGCGCUGGCUCUGGCACUGCCCCGGCCAAGACACUGGCUGUACAAGGCGACGUUCCGCAGGCUGAUGAGCCAGGAGGCUCUCGUGCAGUCAUGCCGGGCGAGGCACGAGUCCCUGGCCAAGAACAUCGAGCUCGAGGGACUGGAGGUCGACAAACUGACGGAGCGGAUGAAGAUUGCGCUGGACGAGUACCAGCGCGGAUACGCGAAGGUAUCUGCGGCGACGUCGCAGCUGCAGUCGCUGGCCGGCCGCAUCAGUUCGAAGGAUGCGCGUGCCCGGAAGCUGGCGCGGGACCUCCGGGAGCUGCCGGGCCCAGAUGCGCUCGGGCUGAGGGCAGAGGUGGCGCAGGAGCUCGCGAAGGCUCGCGCGCUGCAGGCGCAGGUGCAGCGAGCGCUGAAGCCUGCCGUCAAGCAGGGGUUCUAA